Molecule: messenger RNA, 1737 nt
Organism: Culicoides brevitarsis
Lineage: Eukaryota; Metazoa; Arthropoda; Insecta; Diptera; Ceratopogonidae
Product: glucose dehydrogenase [FAD, quinone]-like
Exons: 5
Coding region: 1-1737 (578 amino acids)
Molecular function (GO): oxidoreductase activity, acting on CH-OH group of donors; flavin adenine dinucleotide binding
Source: RefSeq, a predicted model, not a curated record
AUGGGAACCGGAACGUCAAAAACGACGGAUCUUUCGUCGUACGAUUACAUCAUCGUGGGAUCAGGAAAUGCGGGAAACGUUAUCGCAAGUCGAUUAACGGAAAAUCCUUCCGUCACUGUGCUUUUAUUGGAGAUUGGAAUGCCUGAAUUGCAUCUUUUAACUGACAUACCGUUACUUGUGCCCUACUUUCAGUCGACAAGUUUCAAUUGGAAUUAUACCACACAGGUGCAGGAGAGAGCUUGUUUAGGAAUGUAUGACAAUCGAUGUUGUUGGCCCCAUGGCAAAGGACUUGGCGGAUCCUCGAUUAUUAAUUACAUGAUUUACACGCGAGGCAAUCGGCGAGAUUACGAUCGAUGGGAGGCUUUGGGCAAUCCAGGAUGGGGUUAUCGUGAUAUUUUGCCGUAUUACAAGAAAAUUGAGACGGCGUAUUUGAGAGAUUUUCAAGGAAGCGAAUAUCAUGGCAACAAUGGACCAAUUCCCGUUGAAGAUGUUCCUUUUAGAUCGCCCGUUUGUGAGACUUUUAUCAAAGCGGGACAACAAGCAGGUUAUCGAUACAACGAUUAUAAUGGUCCGGAGCAACUUGGAGUGUCUUAUAUGCAACAACAGACGAGAAAUGGAUGGAGAAUGACAUCGGCAAAAGCGUAUCUUGAACCUGUGAGAUUCAGGAAGAAUUUGCAUAUUCGAACGAAUAGUUGGGUGACGAAGUUGUUGAUUAAUGAAUAUGAUCGAAGAGUUCACGGAGUUCGUUACGUACGCGAUAAAAAAUAUUACACAGUCAAAGCAAAACGCGAAGUAAUUUUAGCAGCUGGAGCCUUCGAAACUCCCAAAAUCCUCAUGCUCUCAGGAAUUGGUCCUGCUGAUCAUUUAUCUGAACUCAACAUAAAACUCAUCAAAGAUCUUCCUGUUGGAAAUACUCUUUACGAGCACAUUGGUGUCGCAGGUCCCAUUUAUACCGUCGCCAAACCAAUCGACAACUUGACGAAUUUGGAACGCGUUUUAGGCCCUCAACCGGUAAUUGAAUGGUUAAAUGGACGAGGCGUUGCAACAACAAAUGGCGUCGAAAGUCUCCUUUAUAUGAAGACAAACGUUUCCGAUCAUCCGGAUCCGUUUUAUCCUGACAUCGAGUUGAUGCAACUUUUUGCCGCUUUUGACUUUGACACGGCACAAUCGACAACAAGAGCUCUGAAUAUGCGGCAGGAUGUUUUUGACUCAGUUUAUUUGCCGUUACUCAAUGAACGCACAUUUCAAUAUAUGCCGAUGUUGUUGCAUCCCAAAACGAAAGGAUAUCUCAGACUUCGUUCGCGAAAUCCCUUUCAACAUCCUUUCAUCUAUUAUCCGUACUUUGAAGUCGAUCAUGACUUGGAAACGCUUGUUGCGGGCGUUAAAGAAGCCAUUCGUAUCACGGAUCAACCAGCAUUUAGAGAAAUUGGAGCACAAUUAUAUCCCGCACGUGUGCCUGGAUGUCUACAGUACGAAUUUAAUUCGCACAAUUAUUGGCGAUGUUAUGCAAUGCACAUGUCGUUCACUUUUCAUCAUCAGGUCGCUACAACAAAAAUGGGCCCUGAAUCUGAUACUACAACUGUUGUUAACUCCCGUUUAAAAGUUCAUGGAUUUCCAAAUUUGAGAGUUGUUGAUAUCGGAAUCAUUCCUGAACCUCCUUCAGGUCAUACAGCAGCUUAUAGUUUGAUGAUCGGAGAAAAAGCAGCUGAUAUGAUAAAAGAAGAUUGGGGAUUAUAG